Molecule: messenger RNA, 1077 nt
Organism: Aptenodytes forsteri (emperor penguin)
Lineage: Eukaryota; Metazoa; Chordata; Aves; Sphenisciformes; Spheniscidae
Gene: SRRM3
Product: serine/arginine repetitive matrix 3
Molecular function (GO): mRNA binding
Source: RefSeq, a predicted model, not a curated record
AUGGCUCUCUACAACAAUGGGGCCGACGUGCCUUCGCCCCAGGAAGCCUCCAACGGCUUCUCGCAGCCCGGCGCCUCGGGUACGUGGCACAAGGGCGAGGAGGAGGUGCGGCUGGUGGAACCCAGCCUGGUGAAGAAGGCUCACCGGGAAAUCCUGGACCACGAACGCAAGCGGCGGGUGGAGCUGAAAUGCAUGGAGCUGCAGGAGAUGAUGGAGGAGCAGGGGUACUCCGAAGAGGAGAUCCGGCAGAAAGUGGGGACCUUUCGGCAAAUGCUGAUGGAGAAGGAAGGCGUGCUCACCAGAGAGGACCAGCACGGGCGCCAAAUCGUGAUAGAGAACCAUCACGGGACAGACGGGGAGGAGUACGUGGUGGAGUACCCCGACUAUGGUGAGGGCUGCCUGCUGCAGUGCGACUGCUCGGCCGAGUGCUACCGUGAGGACAGCGGCCACCACGAGUACAGGCUGAAAAGACGCUCGAGCAGCUCCACCUCUCCUCCGCCCAAGAAGAAAAAGAAAAAGAAAUCGGGUCACCGCCGGAGCCGCAAAAAGAGAAAACCUGGCUCGGAGCGCAGCUGCGACAGCUCUUCACCCAUCCGCAAGGAGAAGAAAAAGAAGACUGGAAAGAAACACAGACGCGACAGGUCUGAGUCGGGGUCACGGAAGAAGAGAAGACACAGGGUGAAGGAGAGGCACCACCGGGGCCGGCCCAACAGCAGCUCGGAGUCGUCGGCCAAGCACUCCCGGCACGCCUCGGAGCGGAGGAAGAGCCCGUCGCCCAGCCCCGGCCAGCGCAGCAGCUCCUGGAGCUCCAGCGGCUCCCAGCCGCGCCGCUCCUGCUCGCCCUCAAAAACCCCCAGCCGCUCCUGCUCGCCCUCACCAAAAAAACCCGCCAGCAGAGAGAAGGACAACGAGCCCCGAACACGCCACGGUGACCCCGAUCCUGCCCGCGCCCGGCGCCGCUCCAGGAGCUACUCCCCCAUCAGGAAGAGGAGACGCGACUCCCCCAGCUUCAUGGAGCCCAGGAGGAUCACGAGGAUGGCCGGCUGGGCGAAUCAGUUGGCCCAGACAGACGGAUAA